Molecule: messenger RNA, 3176 nt
Organism: Penicillium pulvis
Lineage: Eukaryota; Fungi; Ascomycota; Eurotiomycetes; Eurotiales; Aspergillaceae
Product: involucrin repeat protein
Exons: 3
Coding region: 117-3062 (981 amino acids)
Biological process (GO): double-strand break repair; telomere maintenance via telomerase; chromosome organization involved in meiotic cell cycle
Cellular component (GO): Mre11 complex; condensed nuclear chromosome
Molecular function (GO): G-quadruplex DNA binding; double-stranded telomeric DNA binding; single-stranded telomeric DNA binding
Source: RefSeq, a predicted model, not a curated record
CCUAUUUUCACCACUUCGGCACUUUUCUCCAUUUUGUACAUGAUGUGUAUCUGCCGACCCUAAAUUCAACUCCAAAUUCUCUCCCUAAUUGGCGCAUUGGCGCCUAGCCGACCACCAUGAACAUCAGCCUCCGAUCCAGCGAGUCUUCAUACGGAGACCCCCGAUACUUGUCCACUGCCACCGUCUCCGAUGUCCACGUCCCCUCGCCCCUAGGAAAAAGCCUAGUCGACGGCUAUCGGGAUGCGGCUAACCCCCAGAACGAAGACCGGGCGCGGUACAAUCCGCUUAACCCGGCACACCCCCGAAGCUCCGCGCUCGUCAACACCAGCGACCCCGUCACCAUGUAUUUAUUGACCGAGACCGCCAUGGACGACAGCCGAAACUACGAAAUCUUGUCAUUCGAAGAGGUGGAAGACCUCAAGAAAGAGCGCUCGCUUCUGUCCAGUCGAAUCGAAGGCACCAAGCGCAAACUCACCCUUGAGACCAAGCUCCGCGACGCAGCUCAAUCUAUCGGCAGACUAUACGGCCCGCCCAGCCCCCGAAGCAGCGGUGAAUAUGGCGCCAAUGGCAAGUCGCACCGGAGGAGCCGCAGUAUCUUUGGCCGCAGCGGGACCGCCCAGGUACUUGAUAAAAGUGACUCGGAGCUGGCUAUGAGUCAGCGCAAGUGCGAAGAGUUGGCGCAGGAGCUGUGGAAACUGGAGAAUCGGUCUCAGCAGAUUAACCAGCGCUUGCUGGAGCACACGGCGGGUGUCUUGCAGACGACCCAUAAGGGAUUAAGGAAGACCCCAAAGAACUCCGAUGCGCAGGCUUCUGACCUUGACGACGGAUAUGAAUUUGACGACCGCCAUCUAUACCGAACACCGGAGCACAUGGAUAAUUAUGGAUUAAACGGACGUAUUGAUAUCAACCCUGCGGCAGCUUCACUGGUGGAUAAUGAGGCCAUGCAAGCUACGGAAAGGCGACUGGAUGAACUGAGCCAGCGAAUUUGCGACAUGAUGGUUCAAUCCACUCCCGAUGAGUUUGUUGACCCUCCGCCACAAUCGCACGACUCGGCCGACCCUGCAGGAAAUAUCGAGGCGCAUUUGGCGUAUAUCGAAAACGGCAUGAACUCUCUUGCUUCCCGCGGUCAGUCCUCGGGACCGAACCUCGUUGGUCCUGGUACUGCCCCCGAGGCUGAGGGAGCAUGGCGACAGCACCUCACGGUGAUCAACAACCGGGUCCAGAGCAUUGUUGACCGCUUCGGGCUGACUCGAUCGCCCACCUUGCCCCCUCCUCCCAGCGCAACAGAUGGUGAGGGAUUAGAGGAGCAACUCGGAUAUCUUCAGACAGGUAUUGAUGGCUUGGAAAGCCGGGUUGAUGGUCUGAUAGAGCAGAAGAGCAUUCUCACCACCCAAAUUCAGCAGCAGCGUGAGCUCAACUCCAAAUCUGAUGCCGAACGUGAUGCCCACAUUGGUGAUCUGACCGAGCAGCUGGCCCAUAUGCGCAAGGAACAUGAAACUUCCCAGCGUGAGGGCAAGGCCGCCCAGGACGAACUAGCCGUGUUAAUGGAGCAGCUCGAGGGCAUGCGCACCAACGGCUCUACUCAAGAAGAGGCGAAGGCUGCCCUGGUGCAAGCUGAAGGAGAAGUCGCUCGCUUGCACAGUGUUGUGGACUCGUUGCAAAACGAGGUUGACAUCCGUGCGCAAGAAGCCAUGGAGGCCCAUGACCGUGCAGAACAGGGCUCCGCUCAGCUCGAAGCCAGUCUUAAGCAAUCCCGCGAAGAGGCAGAUGUCCGUGUUCAGGAAGCUGUGGCAGAGGCUGUUCAGGAGGCUAUUGAUCGCCGUGUGCAGGUUGAGAAUCAACUCGCAGCGACCGAAGUGCAACGUGCGGAGAUGGAAGCCCAGCUUGCACAGGCUGAAGGACGUCGUGCUCAGGUCGAGGCUCAAAUUGCACACGUUGAGCAGCGUCGCAUCGAGGUUGAGGAACGAUUUGUUGAGGUUGAAGCCCAGAUUGCACAGGUUGAGGCUCGCCGUGUUGCGGUUGAAGAGCGCUGUGCUGAGGUUGAAUCACAGAUCGCAGAUGUUGAAGAGCGUCGCAUCGAGGCCGAAGAACGCUGUGUUGAGAUCGAGACUCAAAUUGCGCAGGUUGAUAAGCGCCGUAUGGAAGCUGAAGAGCAUUGUGCCGACGUCGAAUCCGAGAUGGAACGGGCUGAGGAGCGUCGUAUCGAGGCUGAAGAGCGCUGCGUUGAGUUGGAAGGCCAGCUAAUGGAGGCCGAGAAGCGUCAUGCUGAGGCAAGCCGCAACAUGACACAGGCCGAUGAACAGGAAGCCCUAGCAGAGCGACUUGCCGAAGCCGAAGAGAAGCGAGCCGAAGCUGAAAACCAGCUUUCACAGGUUGAAGAACUACGUGCCCAGGCCGAGGCGGAUGCGGAACGUGCUCACAAUGAGAUGACUGAUCUUGAAGGCGAAGUCGUGCGAAUCACAACCGAGCUUACAAUGGUCAAGGCAGAGCUGGACGGUGCUUAUGGUACCCGAGCCCAGCGAGCUGCGGAGGUGGCUCUCAACCCCGAGAUUCAGAAAGAGAUCGAUGCCCUCAAUACACGCAAUAUUGAGUUGGCAGAGGAGCUGGCCGAGCUUCGGGGCAAGCAAGGCGGUGGUGACAUCCAGAAACGCGCCGAUACCCUCGAGAAGGAGCUCCGAGAGACUCUAGAUGACUACGAGGCCAUGACCAAGGCUAGCAUCGAGUUUGAGAAGGAGCGGGAGCGGUUUGAAGGUGUCAUUGAUAGUCUCCGGGAUCGCUGUGAGGCAUUGGAGACCCAACUCAGCGAGGAGCGCAUUAGCUGGAUGAACCUGAGCAGCCCAACAACUAUGGGCCGCGACCCUACCAUGGAGACCACAUCCACAAUGGUUCUGAAGAACGAAUUCAAGAAGAUGAUGCGCGACACUCGCAACGAAAACAUGAAGAUUUUGAAGGCGGAACAAGAGGAGCGACGAAGAAUCGAAGGGUUGUUGCGAUCCCUAAGAAAGGAACACGCUCAGGUGACGGGCAAACCCAUGCCCAGUCCUGUCGGAACCCCAUUAUGAUGAUGAUUAUGUUCUACGUUCUCGGAUUUGGUUCUUAUAAAGACUGUACAUAUAGACUUUGCUUGUAUAAUAUUGCAUGAACAUCUCGCGGCAAGCGCGACGGCGUUAUCACCU